AAAGGGGCUGCUGGCCAAGCCCCUGCCCCCACCCCAAACCCCCCAGCCACCAUGAGUGAACUAGAGCAGUUGAGGCAGGAAGCGGAGCAGCUGCGGAACCAGAUCAGGGACGCCAGGAAAGCAUGUGGCGAUUCCACGCUGACCCAGAUCACCGCUGGCCUCGAUCCGGUGGGCCGGAUCCAGAUGCGAACGAGGCGGACGCUGCGCGGUCACCUGGCCAAGAUCUAUGCCAUGCACUGGGGGACAGACUCCAGGCUUUUGGUUAGCGCCUCUCAAGACGGGAAGCUGAUCAUCUGGGACAGCUACACCACCAACAAGGUUCACGCCAUUCCUCUGAGGUCGUCCUGGGUGAUGACCUGUGCCUACGCUCCCUCCGGGAAUUACGUGGCCUGCGGCGGGCUGGACAACAUUUGCUCCAUCUACAGCCUCAAAACCCGCGAAGGGAACGUCCGCGUCAGCCGGGAGCUGCCGGGACACACGGGGUACCUCUCCUGCUGCCGGUUCCUGACCGAUAAUCAGAUCAUCACCAGUUCGGGAGACACAACCUGCGCCUUGUGGGACAUCGAGACGGGCCAGCAAACCACCACCUUCACAGGCCACAGUGGGGACGUGAUGUCCCUCUCGCUCUCCCCCGACAUGCGCUGCUUUGUCUCGGGCGCGUGCGAUGCUUCCGUCAAGCUGUGGGACAUCCGAGACAGCAUGUGCCGGCAGACGUUCACGGGACACGAAUCCGACAUCAACGCUGUCUGUUUCUUCCCCAAUGGGAAUGCCUUCACCACGGGUUCCGAUGAUGCCACCUGUCGCCUCUUCGACCUGCGUGCCGACCAGGAGCUGAUGCUGUACUCGCACGACAACAUCAUUUGUGGCAUCACCUCGGUUGCCUUCUCCCGCAGCGGACGCCUCCUGCUGGCCGGCUACGAUGACUUCAACUGCAACAUCUGGGACUCCAUGAAGGGCGACCGGGCAGGGGUCCUCGCUGGCCACGACAACCGGGUCAGCUGCCUCGGAGUGACAGACGACGGUAUGGCCGUAGCUACCGGCUCCUGGGACAGCUUCUUGAAAGUCUGGAACUGAACCCUGCCUUGGGGUGGAUGGGGGUGGGGCUGGUGGGAGAAAAGCUGGAGGCCCUUGGUGCCGCCCCCCCCCCUCCGGUCUCUGCCCCCUCUGCUGU
Molecule: messenger RNA, 1171 nt
Organism: Thamnophis sirtalis
Lineage: Eukaryota; Metazoa; Chordata; Lepidosauria; Squamata; Natricidae
Source: RefSeq, a predicted model, not a curated record